AUGGCACCAAAUGACGUAACAACCUUGAAAGCUUUGGAAACUGUCCACAGUAUCAAUCCAUCCCUCUUUCUUAGUGCAAGAAGAGAAGAAUUGAAAAAUCUCCAAAGAGAAGUGUUAUCAUCAUCAGGAAGUGCUCGUGUAUUUCAAAGGCUUCCUAGAUAUUCGAGAAGGAGGGCCAUGUCAAAAGUUCCUCACCUUCUACCAAGACAUUUACGUAAUGCAGCUAUUAGAGAAAUGACUCUUCCGAAACGAGUUAGACAAAGAAAAAGAAGAAAGGAUUUGAAAAGAAAACAACAUAGAAAAGAAUUUAUUGUUAAAUUACAUGAUUUACCGUCUCUCAAUAAUGAUCAAGAGAAAAAAUCAUUUAGACUCUCAACACAUUUAUAUCAUGCCAAGAGAAUGAAAAUGGACGAUAGAUGGGGAUUUAGAAUUGCUGUAGAACAUAUUACGGACAAAAUAUUUAGGAAUGGUUACAGAUAUAUGAGGAGACAUUGCACUCUUCAUGAAAGAAGUUACAUGAUUUGCUUGCAAAUUGAGUUUAAUUCAAGUGGAAAUGUGGAAAAACUUUUAAAAUCAAUGAUGCAAAUCCAUCAAGAAUCACAAUUACCAUUCCAUGAGGAUUAUUUGAUUGGAAAAAGAGAGGGAACUUUCGAAUGGUUGGAUGAUAGUAAUUUUACAAUUUCACCAGUGGAUUUUCUAGUAAAACCUUCUGAAUCAGCAAAUUGUGCUAAUACAAUUAUGAUAUGGCUCCAUCCAUCAACUCUUCCAGAGAGCUAUCAUCACUUGACAGAUAUAGUUACAAAAUUGAAUGGAAAAGUACACCACAGAAAUGAUCUUUCAAGAUUUGAAAUAAGAGGGCCAUUAACUAUGAAAACAAUUUCAAAUGUCAUUAGAAUUCACAUAGAAGAUACAAUUAAUGAACUAAGACAAAGAAAUGGCUCAGAUAGUGCAAUUAAAUCAAUAGUUAAUGAAUGGGAAAGAAUGAAGACAGACAUUCAAAUGGCAACGUCCCUCCCAUCAGAUAUGGUUCUAGGUUUCAUGGCAAAACAUCCAAUCUAUACAUCGUCAUUUAAUUCAACGUUUGAAGAUUACAAGAGAGAGUCUCGUUUAUUGGCAAACGCUGUCACACCAAACACAUCUUACACUUCUCCAAAUCAUGAAGAGAAUCUUAAUGCAUUACAAAAAAAGAUUAUGGUAAAUAUACCAAACCAAUUGAAUGAUAUUGGAUUAAUUUGGAGUCAUUCAGAAUGUAAAGAGAGAUAUCAUUUUCCAUAUUUAAGAAAAAAUAAGAGGACUAAAAAGUUGUAUACUCAAGGUGCAGAAGGUCCAAGGUCUUUCCCAGUUAUUUUGAUACAAAAAACGUCUAGUUUGAAUAGUGGAAGCACAAUGGGAGGUGGAUUUGAUAUUAUUUUACCAACAGUAGACGUUUCUGCUCAUGUUUGGUCGAAAUUGUCUGAACAAAAGAAUACUAUGGUUCUUCCACUUUUAGAUAGGAAUAGACUCUUACUAGAACAGGGUAAACGUGUAUUUCCAGAUGACUAUCCUUCCAGUCAAGCUUUUCAAAGAAUGGCAAUUGAAAAGGAAGAAUCAAUGGAAACAUUAAUUCAGAAUCUUUCUUGCCCUCUUCCUUCUUUCAGAUCUAUUCACAUUUUUGGUAUUUGGGGAGGAAGCUUGGCGCCUUUUGAUACCAUUCACUUGCCAACCAAUCCAACUCAAAUCAAAGAGCUACUGAAAAGAGCCAAACCAAAAUCUAAAAAGGGAGAACUAGAUACCAAGAUGCAUGCUAUACACAAUUCUCUCAUUGAUACAACUUGUAUUGGAUUUGUGACUUCUGCCAAUUAUUCACUUUUGCGAGGUAAAAAGUUUGGAAUUGGUUUCAUUACGGCCAAUUCAAGCCAACAACUUCCCUUCAUACCAGGGCAUCACCAAAACUUAAUUCUUAUCAAGAGAAAAGAAAAAUCCAAUGAAUACUUUUAUCCUUUUCAGGUUGCUGUUACCUCUAAAUAAAUAUUUUAGUUUAAUUUUAC
Messenger RNA from Naegleria gruberi, 2027 nucleotides. RefSeq lists its product as uncharacterized. The coding region runs from base 1 to 2007 and encodes 668 amino acids. The transcript has 2 exons. The record is from RefSeq and is a predicted model, not a curated record. Gene Ontology annotation, biological process: tRNA 5'-leader removal. Lineage: Eukaryota; Heterolobosea; Eutetramitea; Acrasida; Naegleriidae. Gene Ontology annotation, cellular component: nucleolar ribonuclease P complex; ribonuclease MRP complex.